Molecule: messenger RNA, 1521 nt
Organism: Penicillium canescens
Lineage: Eukaryota; Fungi; Ascomycota; Eurotiomycetes; Eurotiales; Aspergillaceae
Product: cytochrome P450
Exons: 5
Coding region: 1-1521 (506 amino acids)
Molecular function (GO): iron ion binding; monooxygenase activity; oxidoreductase activity, acting on paired donors, with incorporation or reduction of molecular oxygen
Source: RefSeq, a predicted model, not a curated record
AUGAAUAUGACCGAGACCCUAAUCUUGUUAGUGUGUACACUAUUUGUGUACACGGGAAUCAAGAUCAUCUAUCGCCUAUUCUUCUCUCCACUCGCGGGAUUCCCAGGUCCACUCUUAGCGGCCGCAACCGGUUUUUAUGAGAUAUAUUUUGAUGUCGUGAAAGGGGGACAGCUAAUGUGGGAGAUUGAACGCCUACACAGCAAAUAUGGGCCUGUCGUCCGAAUCAAUCCUUCGGAAGUACAUAUCCGAGAUCCCGACUUCUACGAUACUCUCUAUGUUGGAAAGUCAAGGAAGAGAGACAAAGUGCCUUGGUUUGUCUACAUCGGUUUGCCCCGGUCAACCUUCUCAACUGCGCAAUAUAGCAUUCAUCGCAAGCGGAGGAAUAUAUUAAGCCCCUUCUUUACAAAACGUGCGAUUUCAAAUUUUGGGCCUGUCGUCAGCUCCAAGAUGAGUAUGGUUUGCUAUCAUCUAUCCAAGAAAGUCGGCACAGGAGAUACCCUAGAAUUGCAAUCUCUCUUUGCCUGUUUCGCCGCAGACACGCUUUCUACAUAUGUAUUUGGUUCCACACAGUCUUCUGGGUACCUGGAGUCACCAGACAUAACAGAUGACUGGAAGCGAAAGAUCAAUAGUGUCUUCGAGCUGUUGGUGCUCGUUAGACAUUUCCCAUGGCUUUUACCAUUAGCACGCACGCUGCCGUCAGUUGCCAGUCGGAUCUUACCCACAUCCUCAUGGGUUCUUCAAGCAGAAACGCAAAUUCGUGAAAGUGUUAAAGCUGUAUGCGAUAACCCAGACGGAUGCCUCUUUGACGGUUCACGAAAAGCAAUGCUCUCCACUAUACUUGCCAGUGAUAAAGCACCAAAUGAAGAAAAAGACUUUGAGCGCCUGGCACAGGAAAUGACUUUUAUCAUGGUGGCUGGGACCGACGCGCCAUCCCAAGUAAUCGCAAUCACUAUGUUCCAUAUUCUUCGGAGUCCGGAGAUACAUCAAAAGCUCAAAGCUGAGUUAAAUGAUGCUUUUCCUGUUCCUGUGUCCAAUGCAGACUGGAACAAAUUGGAACAUCUACCCUAUCUCAGUGCCGUGAUCAAAGAAGGAUUACGAAUUUCUGCUGUGGUGACAACAAGACUUCCACGUAUAGCGCCGGAGGAGACCUUAUAUUAUAAGGAAUGGAGCCUCCUUCCCGGGACUGCUGUCAGCAUGUCCAACCACUUCAUCCUACGAGAUACAGGAAUCUUUCCUCGGCCGAUGGAAUUCCUCCCUGAGCGUUGGAUGACCUCUCCUAAUGAAGUUCGUCUACUGGACAAAUAUCUCGUCCCUUUCGCCAAAGGAACUUCAAGUUGUCUGGGCCCAUAUAUGGCCUAUUCGUGGCUAUACUCAGCAGUGGGAACCGUGAUACGUAAGUUCGACCUGGAGCUUUACGAGACUAAUGAGGAAAAUGUCCGCAUUGUUCGAGACUGUUUCAAUGGACAGACAGCCCCCGGCCUUAAUUUGAUUAGGGUCAGAGUUAUCAAAGAGCUCGAUUAG